Molecule: messenger RNA, 879 nt
Organism: Pseudomassariella vexata
Lineage: Eukaryota; Fungi; Ascomycota; Sordariomycetes; Amphisphaeriales; Pseudomassariaceae
Product: RTA-like protein
Exons: 5
Cellular component (GO): membrane
Source: RefSeq, a predicted model, not a curated record
CCGAGGUCCUAUUACGUCUAUGCGCCGUCACAGCCCGCAGCCAUCGUUAUGUGUGCUGUGUACGGCAUUAACAGCAUUGUGGCCGUAUAUCGAACGGUGCUUACACGUGCGUGGAUAUGGUUGGUGAUGAUCCUCGCCCUGCUCAUGGAGUGCCUCGGCCACGGGGUGCGAGUCAUGAGCGCCGCCAACGUAACGAACCGCAACGAAUACAUUGCUCAGUUCAUCCUGAUCAUUCUGGCACCGGUUUUGAUGGCUGGUAUCAUAUACGUCGUGUUUGGCCGACUCGUCUCCCUUGUUGUUCCCGCUCGAGCACGCACAACCAAGCUCCUCUGGGUCCCUCCUUGUUGGAUCACGCCAAUCUUCGUGGGCGUCGACAUCGUUGCUUUGCUCUUACAGCUUAUAGGAGCCGUGCUUGUAGCGGGCACGGAACCGAACGACAGCAACGCUCAGCAUAAACUCGAUCUGGGUAAGAAAAUCGCCUUGGCGGGCAUUAGCAUUCAGAUAAUGGGGUUUGGCUUGUUCUCCAUCGUUGCCGCUCGCUUCUACUUCACCUCGAAACAAUUCGCGGCUGACCUGGAGUCGAGGCUUCUGAAAGCGGAUGAAAGGCAGAAGACAGCUACGCUCGAGGGCUCUUCUCGGAAAUUCAACCCCAACUGGAGAACGAUCCUGUUCACCGUCAACGCUUCUUGUGCACUGAUCCUGGUCCGAUCCGUCUAUCGCGAGAUUGAGUUUGCCGAGGGUAAAGGUGGCCAUGUCCAGCAGUACGAGUGGUUCUUCUACAUUUUUGAUGCCCUGCCGAUCGCAUUGGCCGCCAUCUUAUACAAUAUAAUAUUCCCCGGCUCGUACCUUCCGUACAUGGGGUUCCGGGCACCGAAGGAC